AUGGCACUAAUGAAUGCAGCACCUUAUGAUUUUCCAAGCUCUCCAGAGUCUGAGUUUUCAUCGUAUUACUCCACCAUUCUGUCGUCAAAUGAUACUGAUCAUGAAGAAAUUAAUAGAACUCUAGACCCUAAAUUUGAGUUCCCAAAGAGAAAUCCAGUUGAAUAUUAUCAAGUUGCUAAUCCUUAUGCAGAUUCUUUGUGGUGGUCUGCAACUGGUGAUAAAGGUACAAACGCUAUUGGAAAGAUUCAAGAAAGAGUAAACAAAUCAAGAAAAAGAGUUGCUGAUGACUUAGCUUUACCACCUCCAAGACUUGAAUCGCUAGAUAAAAGUAACAAGAAAGUUGAUUCGCCUAUUGGAAAUGAACAUUUCGAUGACUUAUUUGAAGACAAAUAUUUAGAUGAGUCAAAAGCUAAAAAAGGGUUAUUGAAUGUGGAAAUUACAGAUAGCAAAUAUAGAAAAGCACUGAAAGAGCUUAUAGAUACAGAAAUCAAGUACUAUUCUGACUUGAGUUUGAUUAAUAGUGUUUACAGAUCUUUGUUAAACAACUCUAGAAAAUACAAAAAUAUAUUGAAUAAACAAGAACAAGCUGUUAUAUUUGCAAACAUUGAUACAUUGAUAGACUUGAGUCAUUUAUUGGUUAAGGAAUUGAAAAAGGCCAUUAAAAGGGAAGCUCAAGGUGCUUUCAAUGAUGAUGGAACAACUGGUGAACAAAUCUCAUCUUCAUUGGUUGAAAACAUUGAUAUUGGUGAACUAUUUGAUAACCAACUAAACAGAUUGAAGAUUGCUUAUUUAUCAUAUGCACAAAAUCAUAAAACUCAAAUGCAAGAACUUAAUAGAUGUACCAACUUUAAUGGUCCAAAAGUUAGCAAAUGGCUUGAAGAAUGUGCUUUUCUUGCAAAAUCUAAAUCAGAAUGUUGGGAUUUUGAGUCGUUAUUAAUAAAACCUAUCCAAAGAAUUGCUAAAUAUCCACUUAUGAUUGAUGCUUUGAUCAACAAUUCUUGUGAUGAUGUUUCAUUUGAAAAUAUUCAAAAAUUAUGUGAUGCUAAAGAACAUGUUGAGAAAAUUCUUGAAAUUAUAAACAAUGCUACUUCGACAUCUCCUGGAUCACAAGAUGGUGCUGAAACUAUUGGAGACUUUACAACUACUAGCUCUACUCUAGAAAGACUUCCUUCAAGUAGACGUGAUGAAUACUUGAAUAUUAUAAAAGAUUUCAAAAUAAAGUAUACUAACUUGAAGAAUCUGAAAAAUGGUAUUGUUGAAACAUUACCUACUUUAUCAUGUUUCCUAGAUGAUCAUUUGAUUUUAGCUGAAAGUUGGAGAGUUUUCAUGGAAUAUGGUGACUCCACGGUGGAUGAUCAUUAUAUUAAAUCAAUUUAUUCAUCUUAUAGCAGUAAACUGAAAGACCAAAGAUCAAAAACACUUUUGACAGUUAAUGAAAUAAAAAAUGGAAUAUUGAAGGCUCUGGAUAUGGCUUUGGAGCUUUGUGAAACGGCAAGAACCAAUAUCAACAAACAUAGUGCCUAUAGAGCUGCAUAUAUUAACUAUAUGAAUAAAGAAAAAUCAUCAUUUAAGAUGCCUCAACAAAUACAGAACAAAGGAUCUACACAAAAGGAAGCUCAAGAGUAUAUUUUAAUUGAAAAUCAAAUCAUAGAUGAAGUUCCUUCAUUGAUCAAAUAUCUAGAUGACUUUUUACAUACAAUAGUCUUAUCAUAUCAUAAAACCAUAACCCAAUGGUUCAAGAUGUUGGCUGGUGAAAGACAAGUUGAACAAUACGAAGACUUAGUUGCGGAAGGAGCAUUAAAGCCUGGUGAUAAUUUUGAUAUAAUAGAACUUCAUACAAUUGCUAGACAUCAUACAAGAAAGGCCCUGGAAGAAUUUACAACUGAUCAUCUAUCCUCUAUACACCCUGAAUAUAAAGACAAGAACAUCGAUGCUGCUAUACGGAUUUAUCCAAGCAGAGUUAUUAGGAAACUUUUUGGUAACUUAGCAGUUUUUGAUUCAAAUGCUAUAGAGAAUGAACAAUUAUCAGUCAAUAAUCCAGACCGUGAAGAAUAUAUUAAAUCAGUCUCAAGAGAUAACGCUCAACUUCUUAUAAAUCAAAUAUUAUCAUUACCAAUCAAAACCACAACUGAAAGUAAUGGAUCAAAUGGUCAAUCUUCAAGUAUAACAUUAGUUCAACUUCCACCACCAACUACAGAAUUACCAAGAGAAAAGCCAUUACCAAAACCAAAGGAACCAACCAAAUGGGAACAAUUUGCUGCCAGAAAAGGUAUUCAAGCUAAAGAAAAAUCAGGUAAAUUGGUUUAUGAUGAAGAAAGUCGUGAAUGGGUUCCAAAAUGGGGUUACAAAGGUAAAAACAAAGCUCUUGAAGAUCAAUGGUUAGUUGAAGAUGAUGAAGUCAAGACCAAAAAACCAAAAACAGAUGAAUUAAUUGAUCCAAGAUCAUUACACAGAGCAGAAAGAAAGAGACUUAUCAAAAAGAAUGAGUUACAACAAAAACAUUUAGAACAGGUUUCGAUCAAAAGAAUAAGAAAUGCAUUACAAGAGUUAUUUGUGGUAAAAUUUGAAGGUGAUGAUAAAAAAAAGAUGAGUGACUUAAUAUUGGAAAGAUAUCAUAAUUUAAUGGAUGAAAGAACUUCCACUAGAAAACAGAUGGAAGAUGAUGCUGAACUUGCUGCUAAACUCCAGAAAGAAAGUGGUUCAGGAAGAAUAAAGAGAAAAAGUAACGCUAGUUCCUCAAAAGUCACAAAACCGAAGAAACCACGUAAACCGGUUAGUCCGUCUGGUAACUCUAUUGCAGCAUUAUCAUUGAACCUUAGUCCAAAAUUGGCUGAAUUUCUAGGAGAACAAAAAUUACCACGUACUCAAGUUGUUAAAAAAGUUUGGGAAUAUGUUAAAGAAAAUGAUUUGCAGAAUCCUAAUGACAAAAGAGAAAUUUUAUGUGAUGAUAAGAUGCAAGGUGUAUUCGGGAAAAAAGUCACAAUGUUUCAGCUAAACAAAGUGUUAAGUCAACAUUUAUACAAAGAUGAUGAAUAG
Molecule: messenger RNA, 3036 nt
Organism: Hansenula ciferrii
Lineage: Eukaryota; Fungi; Ascomycota; Saccharomycetes; Phaffomycetales; Wickerhamomycetaceae
Product: Dynamin-binding protein
Exons: 3
Coding region: 1-3036 (1011 amino acids)
Biological process (GO): ribosome biogenesis
Cellular component (GO): nucleus
Molecular function (GO): protein binding; guanyl-nucleotide exchange factor activity
Source: RefSeq, a predicted model, not a curated record